UCUCCGUCUCCGUCUCCGCUUUUGAAAACCCUAAUGUUGGCGGUAUAACGCUCAACUUUUCUCUGCCAAUGGAUUUGAAACGACGUUCAUGUUUGAGAAAUAGAGACAGGAUCAGUGAGCUGCCGGAUGCUCUGCUUCUGCAGAUACUGUCUUUUGUUCCGACAAAAGAUGCCGUAGCCACUAGUGUGUUGUCCAAACGAUGGCGCUAUCUGUGUAAGAUGAUGCCGAGGCUCAGGUUUUGGUACGAACGCACAGAUGAUCUAGAGAGGUUUUCAGAUAACGUCUGCAGGUUUUUGCUCUCACAUCAGGCUCCGGUUCUUCAGAGUUUGCAUCUCGAAGUGAAUUUUGAAAGGGGUUCCACUAUGGAUAUUGGAGUGCUUCUGGGGGUUGCUUUUGGACUUCAUGUGCGUGAGUUGGAGCUCCAAGUUUACUCUUGGGAGCCGUAUAGGUUUCCUACAAGCUUGUACAACUGUAGGACACUUGAGACCUUGAAGCUUGGUUCUAGUGUCCUUUUAGACGUCCCGUUUCCGGUUUGUCUCAAGGCCCUUCGUACUCUUAGCCUUUUUGAUGUGAGCUACAAGGAUGAUGGAUCUGUUGUUAACCUUUUAUCUGGCUGCUCUGUUCUUGAAAAUCUGGAGGUUAUGAUGUUUUCGCAUCCUCAUCUAGGGACUUUCACUAUCCAUGUGCCAUCCCUGCAGAAUCUAACACUUAUUUCUGACAGUGAAGAUUUUACAGUAUUUGUGAUUAAUGCUCCUCAUUUAAAAUAUCUGAACCUUAAAGGGUUAAUAGAUGAGGACUCUUGUCUGAUUGAGAAUACACCUGAGGUGGUGGAGGCACAUAUUACUGAUGUGUCUAGUGUAGUCUAUGAGAACAUUCAUGGAUCUCUAACUUCAGUCAAACGCCUUUCUUUGAAGAUUGCAUCCCCCUUGAAGCUGACUAAGUUUAAUAGAAUCUUCAACCAGCUGGUGUGUUUGGAGAUACAUACAUAUGAACCAGAGUGGUGGAAUCUGUUGAUGCUAAUGCUCCAUAGCUCUCCUAAUUUGCAAGUCCUCAAGCUCAUUAGUGAAUGGUUUAGGAUCCUAGAUCGUCUCACCUAUAACAGAUGGAGUCAACCGAAGUAUGUUGCUGAAUGUUUGGUGAACCGUCUAGAGACAUUAGUUUGGGAAAAUUACGAAGGGGAUAUAGAAGAUGAUAGAGAGGUGGCUCAGUACAUGCUAAGCAACGCAAGUCGUUUGGAAACGGCAACCUUCUCCAGAACAGACAUUCUUCAUACGGAAAAGAGACUCGAGAGGUUAAAGGAACUGGAGAGUGUGGCCAAGGCUUCCAACUCAUGCCAGCUUGUGUUUACGUAAACUGAUGUCACGUGGGAGUCCUACAAGCGUACUACAUUACUCGCUCUAUAAGGGUUUUGUACUAUUUUUCAGAUGUUAGACUUUAUAGUAUGGCGCUAUGUUUAACCGUUUAAGAACUAUGAACUUUAGUAAGUACUGUUAAGGACCUAAGGUGAUUCAAUUUUUCUUUUGUUUUGUGA
Brassica oleracea var. oleracea is the source of this 1531-nucleotide messenger RNA. RefSeq names its product F-box/FBD/LRR-repeat protein At3g26920-like. Gene Ontology annotation, molecular function: protein binding. Lineage: Eukaryota; Viridiplantae; Streptophyta; Magnoliopsida; Brassicales; Brassicaceae. The coding region runs from base 69 to 1352 and encodes 427 amino acids. The transcript has 4 exons. The record is from RefSeq and is a predicted model, not a curated record.